AUGGUGAUUGCUGGUUCAUCUGGGCCAUCGCCAGAGCGCGCUGCCGCCUGGUCGGCUGUGGUCGCCCAGCCUCAGGCGGGGCCAGGAAAGGCGACCAUGCCGUCGAAGCCCCCUGUACCGCCGGCUCCGACGCCCGCGACAACAGUCGCUGAAAGGACUCUUCCCCACGCACCCGCGGAUCCCCUUGCCGUGUCGGGGGCUGGCCCGUCUGUUCCUGCUGCUGCUCCGUCCGCUCCGCCGGCAGCUCCUGUUCCCCUGGCUCUCUUCGUCAAGCCGUCGGUGCCUGCUCCUGCUGGGGGUUUUGCUGAUCCCCCGGUUCUUGUCCCUGGCGCGCCCAUUGCACCGCCUGCUUCUGUCUCCGACGCGCCUGUUCCGGCUUCUGUUUCGUCGCCAAAGGCGGCGUCCGCCACCACUGGCGGCCCGGCUCCGUCGGUUGCGCCCUCAGCGGCGGGGCAAUCCGCGCCUGCUGUGGCGCCGGUGGCCCCGGCAGGUCAGUUGUCACGCCUCCCGUCACCUGACCGCCGCCCGUCUCGCCCUCAUUCCCCCGCACCCCACCAGGAUCGCAAGUCAUCUCGUCGCCGUCGUGAUUCUCCACGGCGUUACCAGCAACCGUCUCACUGGCCUGCUCACCCCGGUGGUCAGGGGGACUGGAGGGGUCCCCGCGGGCGCGGUGGUGGUGGGGGGUACCGCCCGCCGGUGACGAUGGCAGAUCUUCAGCGGGAAGUGUCGAGGGCGGUACGCGAGGAGAGGGCGUCGCAGAGCCAGAGCAGUUCGAUGCGCGCCUCGCCGGCCCAAGAGGCUCCCCGCCAGCCUGUGCUCCCCUUGAGUCCACCGCCUGUCGCUGCACCCCCUCCUCAGGUUCACAUCCCAACGGCUCCUGCUCCCGCUGCGUUGGCGCCCGCCCCUGGAGAGCGUCUUCGCUUGCCGCCGGUUCCGCCUGUUGCGGGGCGUGACACUUGCCUGGACGCGGCAGACCAGCUCGCGGUGCUCCUGGCGCCCGUGCUGGCUGCGCCCGCGGAGGGUGGCGUUGCUGCCGCGGGGCAGCUUGACGAGGCUGUCCGGGGCUUGAGGCGGCACUUGCGCGCAGGAUCUGGAGCCGCGGCGAUCGGCGCAAGCCCGCUUGUGGUCCGGGAGUUGUGGCGCUCCCUGACGGGCGUUCUUCACGCCCUUGGAGCUCACCGCAUGUAG
Closterium sp. Naga37s-1 is the source of this 1188-nucleotide messenger RNA. The record is from the annotation of a GenBank genome assembly. Lineage: Eukaryota; Viridiplantae; Streptophyta; Zygnematophyceae; Desmidiales; Closteriaceae.